AUGGCUACAACCUUAGUUUUCUUGUUUACUUCGUGUCUCUUUGUGAAAGCUAGCGGGACGGACAAUCUGAUUUCUGAUGAGGCUAUAGCAGUUGAAUUUCUACACAACUACAACGAGCAAGUCAUCAAGGCGUUCUAUACAGGUUCGCUAGCGGAAUGGAAAUACCAGACUAACUUGACAGAAGAGAAUAAGCAAGAAAUGGUCCAGGCCGAUCUGGUGUACGCAGAAUUUGAACAAGCAGCUUUCAGGAACGCUUCGAGAUUCAAUGUUAGUGCAUUUUCGAGUGAAAUGACGCCAUUUCCUUUCUCUUUUGUCCAGGCCGAUCUGGUGUACGCAGAAGUUGAACAAGCAGCUUUCAGGAACGCUUCGAGAUUCAAUGUCCAGGCCGAUCUGGUGUACGCAGAAUUUGAACAAGCAGCUUUCAGGAACGCUUCGAGAUUCAAUGUCCAGGCCGAUCUGGUGUACGCAGAAUUUGAACAAGCAGCUUUCAGGAACGCUUCGAGAUUCAACGUUAGUGCAUUUUCGAGUGAAAUUCAGCGACAGUUUCGACUUUUAAUGUACAUCGGUGACGCAGCCCUAGAAGACAAGUCCAAACUAAAAAGGCUGCAAGAUGUGAAAGCGGAACUGCAGCGAUUGUACGCAACAACAAUGGUUUGUGGCAAACCGGGAGACGAAGAUCAAUCAAAGUGUUACAGUUUCGAUCCUGACAUAGCUGAGCUGUUUGCCACAAGCAGGGACUACAGUGAGCUGGCAUGGGCGUGGGUCGGCUGGCACAACGCUUCGGGUCUACCCCUGAAAGAACUGUAUUCGGAAUUUGUGGAACUGAACACGUUAGCCAUAGAAGCCAAUGGACACACAGACAUGCUGUCGCUAUGGCAAUGGAUAUAUGAAGUGGAUGAUCUCGAGGAACAAGUGCUAGAGAUGUACGACACGUUGAAACCACUCUAUCUGAACUUACAUGCAUACGUCAGAAGGAAACUCAUCGGUGUCUACGGCGAAGAUUACGUCAACCCAAAAGGGGCCAUCCCAGCUCAUCUUCUAGGGAAUAUGUGGGCACAACAGUGGCACAAUGUGUAUUAUCUAGCAGAACCCUACCCCGGGAGGCAGCCAAUUGACAUAACACCCACCUUGAAGGCUGAGGGAUACACGCCUCUGCAAAUGUUCCAGAUUGCAGAAGAAUUUUUCCGAUUCCUGGGGCUCUUACCAGCUUCCGAAGAAUUCUGGCAAAACUCGCUACUUGUCAAACCAGACGACGGACGAGAAGUCGUGUGCCAUGCAUCAGCCUGGGACUUCAUUGUCGGAAAUGACGUCAGGAUGAAAAUGUGUACGGUCGCGACAAUGGAGGACUUCAUCGUCAUCCACCACGAAAUGGGACAUAUACAGUACUUCCUACAAUAUCGUGACCAACCGUUCGUUUACAAAGAUGGCGCCAAUCCAGCAUUCCACGAGGCUGUCGGUGAUGUGAUGGCGCUGUCCGUUUCUACCCCAGAGCACCUUUACAAACUCGGUCUUGUAGACAGUUUUGAGAACGAUCCGGAGAACGAUAUUAAUUUUCUGAUGAAGAUGGCACUGCAGAAGAUAGCUUUCUUACCGUUCGGUUUAAUGGUUGAUCUCUGGAGAUGGAAAGUAUUUUCUGGGGAAAUUACACCUGAGAAUUACAAUACAAUGUGGUGGCAGCUGAGGAUGCAGUACCAAGGCAUUGUUCCACCAGUUGAAAGAUUAGAUGAGUUUUUUGAUCCAGGAGCGAAACACCAUAUACCAGCUAAUACACCUUACAUUAGAUAUUUUUUAAGUUUUGUUAUUCAAUUUCAAUUUCACAAAGCCCUAUGCAUAGAAGCAGGUCAGCUGGAUGAUGGCAAACCAUUGCAUCGUUGCGAUAUACAUAAAUCGCUUAAAGCAGGAAAGAAACUUGCUGACAUGUUAAAACUUGGCAAAAGUAAACCCUGGAUGGACGCCAUGGAGGUGUUAACUGGUCAGCGCAUCAUGGAUGCCACCCCUCUGGUGGAAUAUUUCAGACCUCUGAUUGACUGGCUGGAAGUAGAGAACGAAAAGAAUGGCGACACGCUUGGCUGGGAUCCAACAUGGCGCCCACCGCCACCACAGCGUUACACCUCAACUGGAUCGCAAAUUGUGACGUCAUACUCAUUAAUAUUGUCUGUGACAAGCUGGAUGUACUUCAUUGUGCAGUAACUGUUCAAACAUAUAAAUAAUGACAGUGGUAUGUCAGGUGUUCGCAAUUAAAGGUUCCCCUAUACAGCAAGAAACAUUGAAACGAUGGGACUACACGGCAUUAGGUUCUAGUUCUAUAAAACUAAUAAAUUGUAAUGAAUUGUUAUUAUCCUCUCGGAACUUUUGAUUAAUGCUUCAUUUAAGCAAUUUUUUUUCUCAUAUUUUCAGGGACUGUCACAUGUUUUAACUUUGAUGAUGCAAUCAAAAUUAUGUUCAAACAUAUCUUUAAUGGCACUCUGUACAACAACAUAGCCAUGUGUAUAUAUAACAUUCAACCCAUUGAUAUGGUGAGAUUAUGC
Molecule: messenger RNA, 2528 nt
Organism: Saccoglossus kowalevskii
Lineage: Eukaryota; Metazoa; Hemichordata; Enteropneusta; Harrimaniidae
Product: angiotensin-converting enzyme-like
Biological process (GO): proteolysis
Cellular component (GO): plasma membrane
Molecular function (GO): metallopeptidase activity; peptidyl-dipeptidase activity
Source: RefSeq, a predicted model, not a curated record